Molecule: messenger RNA, 567 nt
Organism: Astrephomene gubernaculifera
Lineage: Eukaryota; Viridiplantae; Chlorophyta; Chlorophyceae; Chlamydomonadales; Astrephomenaceae
Source: the annotation of a GenBank genome assembly
GCCAUCUCCGGGGGAGCGCUGUUCCUCAAGACCUCCGCUGCACCCGGCGGCGGUCGCGAGCUGAGCUCCGAGUCGUUCCGCGGGCUGAUCAACUCGGCACUGCUGCAGCGGCGGGUGGCGCCCAGGGACAGGCUGCAGGCCCUCCACCGCGCCUUCGCCUCCCUGCCCUCCUCCGCCUCCCCUCCUCCCGGCGACGGCGGCAGUGGCAGUGGCGGGGUGUCGGCCGCCCUGGACCUCUUCCGCCGGCUGCUAGCCCGGGAGGCGUUCGGUCUGCUGCGGGAGGAUGGCGCGGACCUGUACUUCGACACGGGGGCGCACACGGCGGCAUUCGUGGAGGCACUGGCCGGCGGCCCUGCCACCCUCUCCGACGCCUUUCUAGAAGCCCUCCUGGACGCCUCCUCCUCCACCACCUCAUCCUCCUCCACCUCCUCUGCCCCCACCUCCACCCAAGAGGUGUGGGGCCGGCUGAUGCGGGAGGUGCUGCGGGCCGUGUGCGCCCCCGCCGCCCGCCUCACGGACGCGGGCGGCUUCGAGCGCCCCCUGGCGGUGCUGGACCGACUGACGUGC